AUGGGCACCAAGAACAACGUGACUGAGUUUGUUUUAUUCGGCCUUUUCCAGAGCAGGGAGAUGCAACAUGCUUGCUUUGUAGUCUUCUCCCUCUUCCAUGUACUCACUGUCCUGGGGAACCUUCUGGUCAUUGUCACUAUCAAUGCCAGCAAGACCUUGAAUGCUCCCAUGUAUUUCUUCCUCAGUCACCUGUCUUUUGCCGACAUGUGUUAUCCAUCUGCUACCACACCCAAGAUGAUUGCAGACACUUUCAUGGAAUGCAAGACCAUCUCCUUCAAUGGUUGCAUGACCCAACUCUUUUCUGCCCACUUCUUUGGUGGCACUGAGAUCUUUCUCCUCACAGCCAUGGCCUAUGAUCGCUAUGUGGCCAUCUGUAAGCCCCUGCACUACACAACCAUCAUGAAUCGGCAGAAGUGUAGUCUACUGGCAGGAGCAUCUUGGGUGCCUGGCUUCUUGCAUUCCAUCCUGCAGACCCUCCUCACAGUCCAGCUGCCCUUUUGUGGACCCAAUGAGAUCGAUAAUUUCUUUUGUGAUGUUCAUCCCCUGCUGAGGCUUGCCUGUGCAGACACCUAUGUUGUGGGUCUCAUUGUGGUGGCCAACAGUGGUAUGAUUUCUUUAGUGUCCUUUCUUGUUCUCAUCAUCUCCUACAUAGUCAUCUUACUGAACCUGAGAAGCCAGUCAUUGGAGGGUAGGCGCAAGGCUCUGUCCACAUGUGGCUCACACAUCAUCACUGUCCUUUUGGUUCUCGUGCCCCCCAUGUUUAUGUACAUUCGUCCCUCCACUACCCUGGCUGCUGACAAACUUGUCAUCCUCUUCAACAUUGUGAUGCCACCCUUGUUGAACCCUCUGAUCUACACACUGAGAAACAAUGAGGUAAAAAAUGCCAUGAGGACACUGUUUAAGGUUAAGGGGGACUUUGUGAAGAAGUGA
Messenger RNA from Orycteropus afer afer, 930 nucleotides. RefSeq names its product olfactory receptor 4S1. Lineage: Eukaryota; Metazoa; Chordata; Mammalia; Tubulidentata; Orycteropodidae. Bases 1 to 930 code for a protein of 309 amino acids. Gene Ontology annotation, cellular component: membrane. Gene Ontology annotation, biological process: G protein-coupled receptor signaling pathway. The record is from RefSeq and is a predicted model, not a curated record. The transcript has a single exon. Gene Ontology annotation, molecular function: olfactory receptor activity; G protein-coupled receptor activity.